UUACACAUUUUUAAUGUACAAGAAUUUCUCCCUGCAGCCAAGAAUUUCGAAUGUACAAGCGUUAUGCACAUCGUAUGACUUCAAUCCGAAGAAAAAAAAGUUAGUUUUCUUUAUCAUUCCAAAUUCAGGCGAUAACUUGCAAAUGGAGGAGACGAAAUCGAGCACGCAAUUCGACGAAGACGAUGAUGAAUUUCAUGAUGCGGUGGACGAAUUCGAAUUUUAUUAUGCCGUGGACGAAUUCGAAUUUCACGACUGCCGCGAGAAUUUUUCCGAUCAAACUGAAUCCAGUCGUGACGAAUCAAUUUCAAAUCCCAGCUCUAAUGCUCUUCAGGAAGACAAAUCCCCGGCGUUGGCGGUUCUCCGGCGCCGGAGGUCUCGGUCGAUUAAGAAAUCAUCCGCAGAUGGCUCGGAAGAGUUGGCGAGGUUCGCCGCGGCGGAAAGUGUGGACAACUUGAGAGAGAGAAGAAAUGUAUCGCUUUCUCCGAAAUUGGAUGAGCGCGAGAUGAGAUUGGAGGAAACGAAGCCUGGUUCGCAGAGUAUUGAGACGAGCGAGGAGAAAUCGACGGUAACGGAUGCAAUCGCCGCAGCUCGCGGCGAAGAAUCGAGCUGGAGAGGAAAUGAGGAUUCGAAUCCGGGAUUCCUGCUCAAGCUUCCCGAAAAUGUGUAUGAAUGGUUGAAAGAGCAGCGAGCGAUUUGGAAAUUAGGGUUAAAAUGUGGCUGGGGAUUGUUGUGGUCAGCUUAUGUGUGUUCUGUGUUGCUCGGAUUGUUGGUCUCGGCGUUUGUGGUGGGCGGAGUGUUGAUAAGACUGGUGGUGGAGGAGCCGAUUAGGAUGAUUAGGAACUUGAAUUUCGACUAUUCGGAGAAGAGCCCGGUGGCGUUGGUGCCGAUUAUGUCCGGUGUGAAGAUGAAUGGUGAUAUGAGGCAUUUUAUGGAGAAGCCUGAGAUCUUGAAGGCCUGUGAAUCUAGGGUCAUGCCACGUGGUCAUGGGGUGCAUGUUACUGUGUCUCUAACGUUGCCUGAGUCUGAAUACAACCAACAUCUUGGGAUGUUUCAGGUCAGAGUAGACUUCCUCGCAGCUGAUGGCCAAAUACUCGCAAUAUUACGACGUCCAUGUAUGCUGAAGUACAGGAGCCAGUCGAUCCGCCUCCUCCUUACUUUGCUCAAGGUUGCACCCAUUCUGACGGGCUACACAUCAGAAACCCAGAAGCUGAAAGCAAACUUCAAGGAGUUCACCGAAGGCGAUCCCCCAACAGCAUCCAUAAGAGUUAUCCUUGAGCAAAGACCCGAAUAUUCAUCCGGUGCAGGCAUCCCAGAAAUAUACAGCGCGUCCCUGGCCCUCGAGUCCGAACUCCCUCUGCUAAAAAGGAUCAUGUGGUUCUGGAAGAAAACAGUGUUUGUAUGGGUUAGCAUGAGUGUGUUUAUGAUUGAGUUGGUUUUCGCUCUCCUCUGCUGCAGACCUCUCAUAAUCCCCAAAAUAAGGCUCUGGGAAGCCACGCCUCAAGAGGGCGCCUCUCACUACAAUCGUCCCCGUCAAAGCUGAAAUGACAAGGAUGAGGAACAGCAAUAACAACGCGCUCUUGUGCACCGUGGGGGCGCUUUGUGUUGUACUCGACAGGUGAUGCAUUUUUUUGGCGUAGAAGUAACUGUAAGUAAGGUUUUUUCACACUUUGAAGUUGUAGCCAAGUCUGUACAGUUAGGAUUUACAUUAUUUAGAUCAUGAGAAGUUGAGAACUCCUCCGCUAAUGCAAGAGCAUAUAUAUGGUUGUUUUCUUUA
This is a messenger RNA of Salvia splendens (bonfire salvia), 1774 nucleotides long. Its product is annotated as seipin-2. Lineage: Eukaryota; Viridiplantae; Streptophyta; Magnoliopsida; Lamiales; Lamiaceae. The transcript is spliced from 3 exons. Gene Ontology annotation, biological process: lipid storage; lipid droplet organization. The coding region runs from base 14 to 1540 and encodes 508 amino acids. The record is from RefSeq and is a predicted model, not a curated record. Gene Ontology annotation, cellular component: endoplasmic reticulum membrane.